GUUGUUUUCUUGUUUGAAUUUUCGUCAUCGCCUGCAGCAGUGGAAACAACAGCAGGACGAGAGACGGCCCUUGUGGUUGAUAUAAUCAGCUGUGAAACACCCGUCCCGGCUCAUUUCCAAGUUAACCGGCGACCGAAAAGAUCCGCUUCUUUUCAAUUCAACUUGAAAGAAAAUUAUGUCGUUCCACGAAUUUUGUUAACAUCAUCAUUAUGCCAAUUGCCAAAUUUUUGACGCUUAUUGUCGUGACCUGUGCUGUCGUCCCGCGACUCAACGGACUACCCGUAAUCGACAAUUCAAAUCAGACAGGAAUUGAACACAAAGCCGACACUAAUGUGUUUCACUACCUGGAGCACUGGAAAAGUUAUCAUUUGUUCCCGCACUGGGUGUCUGAAAUCGGUGAAAUUGCUCUGUUCGCUUUGGAUUACGUGUGGCAUCACGACCUGGUUGAACGAAUCCAAGAAGUCGAUGAUCAAGUCAGCGAAAUCAACGGCAAACUGGACGCCCUUUUGGCCACUUCUCCAUCCGCUUCUCGGCUGUUUUUCCAAAUCAAGAAAUCUUCGCUUCCGGAUGCUGGAUCGGCAUUAAUCAAAGAUCGCCAUCUCAAAUUUGCGGAUGUUCCAACUGGGAAACCGGAAUUUAAGUGGCGGAAAAUAACAAAAGCAGACGACAAUAAAAGACAGAAAUAUUAUAAGUAGUUUGAUUGCCGUGCCAAGUAUUAAAAUUGAGUAAAUGGAUUUUUUUUUAGAAUCCGGAAUAGAAAAAAACAAAAUUUGAUAAAAAACAAACGGAAGAAAAAAUUCUUAAAAAAAAGCAUUGUGCUAUAAAAUAGCCUCAGGGGGGAUUUGAGGCUUCCGGGUAAAGCAAUAUUAGUAAUGUUGGUAUACGUAUGUUGGGCUAUUUUCUGUUUUGUGCAAUGCCGAAAUGUCAUUCCGCUUGUUCCGCUGGGCCGCGCGCAGGAAGAGUCGGCGCACUACGUGGAAAUUCCCCCCCCCCCCAUCAUUCCACAUGGGCGGUUUCUACAUCCCAUUGUUUCGUUAUUUAUUAUUGUCAGAGAAAAGAGAGAAAAAAUUGACAUUUAUUUAGCGGAAAGAAUAUGCUACACGGGGAAUUUCCUUUGACAUCCUUUUUUUUUUGUUUUUAUUUUUUUAAAAUAAUAAUGCUGGGGAAAUGUCGAUGGCUGUGGCUUUUUGUUUUUCUUAGUAAAACACAUUAUUAGACCCUCUUGUUUUAUCCUGUAAUUUUGGCAAAUAUUCUGAGAAUUAAAAGGCCACAUAACCAGCUGAUCCUAUGUGGGUAAAUUAUGCCAAGUUCACUGAACACAAAAGAAAAUUCUUGUCCAAACCCGAGGGGAGAAAAGCCUCGAGGUUUUUUUGUUAAAUUAAAUUCCACUAGUAACGACUCCAUUACACGGGAGGAAUACGAACGACACGCCCAUCAACCGGCACUAUAAAUUGACGUACGAGCUGGGAUCCAUUACCAGGAUUAUUUCGCAUAAUCAUUAUUUAUACCGUUGUGGAAUGAAUCGUGUUUGCUAAAUUUAUUUAAAAGAAUACAAUGAAUUUGUUUGGUUUAGUAGAACUUUUA
Molecule: messenger RNA, 1584 nt
Organism: Daphnia pulex (common water flea)
Lineage: Eukaryota; Metazoa; Arthropoda; Branchiopoda; Diplostraca; Daphniidae
Exons: 2
Coding region: 210-695 (161 amino acids)
Source: RefSeq, a predicted model, not a curated record